This is a messenger RNA of Punica granatum (pomegranate), 1169 nucleotides long. Lineage: Eukaryota; Viridiplantae; Streptophyta; Magnoliopsida; Myrtales; Lythraceae. The record is from RefSeq and is a predicted model, not a curated record.
GCUUCCUUGACUUAGACCUUACCCACACGCUCGCACACGCAAACACCCCCUCUCCUCUCUCCCUACCUCUCCCUCAGAUCUCUCUCUCUCUAUCUCUCUCGCUCUGCAAUUAUGGCAAUCUCUCCUUCUCUCUCAUAUUGAAUUCAUAAAUCUUCUCACAGGUGGGUAAGUGAAUGAGCGACUGAGAAGACUGAACAUAUUAUUAAAGAUCGCAGUCCUUCCUCCUUCGCCUUCACCCGUGUGUACCCUCCUCGCACUUAUUGCACCCUCCCACCCAAGCAGCAGCCUUUACCCCCCGCUCCCCCCUCCUCCUCGGUGGCGAUGAGCCCUCUGCGCCACCGCCGCCGCCGCCGCCCAUUCCCUUCGCUCCCCCUCCUCGCCGCCCUCUUUCUCUUGCUCUCCUCCUCCGCCAUUUCCCUCCCCCAGCACUUCGACUCGUCCCGCGGAGGAGGAGGAGGACCGAGGUCGCGAGAGAUCGUAGACGACAGGACCAGGAUGCGAAUUCUCCGCGCAGCCGGGUCGGGCGAAGACCAGCUUCGGCGGCGGGUUCUCAAAGGGCUGGGGUCAUCCCCGCCCACAUGCCGGUCAAAGUGCGGGAGUUGCUCCCCGUGCACGCCGGUGCACGUCCCCAUCCAGCCGGGCUUCAGCAUGCCCCUCGAGUACUACCCCGAAGCGUGGCGAUGUAAGUGUGGCAACAAGUUGUUCAUGCCAUAAUAUGAAUAGUGACUGGGACUGAAUUUUUUCCACACCACACCUUCUGCUAUCUAUGCUUGUGGGACUGAUCAAAAUUGGGUUUUUUUUAAAAAGGGGGGGAAUUUGUUGGGAAUGUAAGUUUUUGCUGUGGAAGAGGCAAAUGGGUAGGGAGAAAAGAUUUUAAUUGAAGAAGAAGAUCGUUUGAUCCUCCCUCCUUGGGAACAUGUGUUUUUCUUUUUUUUUAUUAAAUUUAUGACUCCUAGGAUGUUAGUUAAUUUGCUGUUUGUUAGUAUUAAUAGUGUGGGAGGGUAGGGCUUUUGGUUCCUUUGGGGGUUGCAUUUAUUGAGAGAGCCUCCCUGGACAGGUUUAAUGUUUGUGAGACAAAAUGGAUAAGUUGAGAUGUUUGUAAAUUUCUUAAAUCAAAUUCUUUAGUAUCUCGGCUUUUAUAACAUACUGAAGCCUGUAUUGUGUUGCCU